AUGAACAAUAUCAAGUACGAAUUAGAUUUGGAAAAUUCCAAAUAUGAAUGUCAAUGUAAGGCUUGUUCCUACCAAAGAAAGUAUUUCCCACUUUAUGGAUUAUCAUUGAUUAUUUCAAUUUUAUUACCUAUUUUUUGGGCUGUUCCCCUUAUCAUGCUUCUGAUUCAAGUUUUAGACUUUAGAGGUAUUCAAAAUACCAAUAAUCCCAAAGAUCAUGGCAGUAACUUUUCUCGUGUCAAGAGAUAUUUGAGUUAUACUAUAAUUGGAUUUUUCAUUUAUAUUGUAUUGAUUUCGUUUUUAGUGAUCCCAAUUAUUUAUCCAUUAGACAAGCACGCUAGUGAAGUCUCCAAUCAUCUUGUUAAAAGAUUCGAUCCUAAUAAGUGUUACUACGAACUCAUAGACCAUUGA
Molecule: messenger RNA, 408 nt
Organism: Yamadazyma jaroonii
Lineage: Eukaryota; Fungi; Ascomycota; Pichiomycetes; Serinales; Debaryomycetaceae
Source: the annotation of a GenBank genome assembly